AUGGCGGAUGAAAUUGUUUUGAGUUUUCAAGACAGUCUUCUUCGUCAAUCAGAUCUAAGAUUGCUGGAAGAAGGUCGGUGGCUAAACGACAGACUUAUAGGAUUUAUGUUUGAGUAUGUAUUUUCUUCUUCUCUUCCAAAAAUGUACAGAAGCGAAUUUUUGCUCGAUAAGUCUCGUUUCUAACCGGUCGAAAGUUAACUUGUCUUUUUGUAAUUUUCAAUUUAUGAACGAUACCGGGAAAAGAUAUUGAAUUUGUACAAAGAGACAAAAUCUAAGAUUUACAGCCGAGGAUGUAGCUGUUAUUUAAUAUUUUGUUUAAAGAACGAAUGCAUGUGUGACCGGUCAACAUGCGAGUCAAGUUUUUUCGCCAGUCAGUCGCCAUUCUGGCCGGACAUUGGGCUAUUACAUUUAAUAUUCGUACCAGCCUUCCCCCCCGGCUUGAGGACUUACCAUUUCUUCUUACCCUUGAAGACUUAAAAUUUGGGGCUCACCCCUGAAGAAUACGGGUUUACCUCUGAAACAUUUCGUAAAAAGUGAUUUUUCCUUGUUCACCCCUGAAGAUCAAGAUUGUGUUAGAAAUUAAAGGUUCAACCCCCUCAAAAUUCCAUACUCUUUUUUAAAAUUAACUCCUAAAGAAAUCGUCAAUUUUUAUAACUUAUCCCAGAAGAAUUUCAUUGGACCUCAAUCAGGGGAGAAAGAGGGUAGGUAUUACAAUUAAUGCAAUAGUCCAUUGUCUGUUUACUGGCAGGCAGGUACAAAAGUCGGACCGGAUCAACUCGGACCGCCAGUCCGGGUCGGAUCAACUCGGAUCAACUCGGGCCAACUCGGAUACAAUAAAAAAAUAAAAAUAAAAUAAAAUUGGACUCGGAUCAACUCGGAGCAAUUAAAAAAAAUAAAUUAAACCAGCAAAACUGAAAGUUUAACCCAUUUGGAGGGUAAAAAAGGCUAGAUCAUCCUUUUUUUCUCCGUGGCUUUCAGGCGCCAUUUUGUUUUACUAGUGCCAGUUCCUCUCGGAUCAUGUUAUAAACUCGUGGUUGUGGUUCGACAGUAGAGAAACGAUAGUUUCAGUCGCCUAGAAUGUAUAUAUUUGCUUAUUUAUUAGACUACUGAAUUAUUUAUCAGAAAAGCAUCAAAAGCCUGGUCUGUUGAUCGCAUUUAGAUAGUUACCGAAGAGUGUUUGUUUGUUUGUUCCUGUUUUUUUUUUUCUGCAGGACUUCUGAAACUUAAUUUUAAUGAUACACUAGUGAGCAGCACACGUACAUUUCCAGUGAACAUUUUUAACUUGGAAGGAGGAGAAACCAUGCUCGCCCUGGACAAAGGAAAUUUCCAUGCCCUUGGCAAGAAUCAAACUCGCGACCCUCCGGUUCAGUGGUUGAAAAGCCCGAUAAACAUGUAGUAUUCGGAGGGUCGUGAGUUCAAUGCUCGCCUGGGGUACGAAAAUCUUUGUUGUCCCGGGCGAGCAUGAUUUCUCCUCCUUCCAAGUUGAAAAUGUUCACUGGAAGUGUAUGUGAGCUGCUCACUAGUGUAUCAUUAAAAUUAAUUAAAAUAAAAAUAAAAUUAAUUUACGCAACCACGAGUUCGUGAGAAAAAAACGAAAUGGCGGGUGAAACUUGAGUGAUACCGACUGAUAUUUUUCUUUUUAUAAUCUGAGUUGUUUUUUUUUUUAUGAUCCGAGUUGAUCCGAGUCCAAUUUUAUUUUAGUUUUAUUUUUUCAUUCGAUCUGAGUUGGUCCGAGUCGAUCCGAGUUGAUCUGACCCAGACUGGCGGUCCGAGUUGAUCCGGUCUGACUUUUGUACCUGCCUGUUUACUGGCCAUUAUUUUGAGCCUUGGCUGCCUCCACUAUGGUGGACAGAGGAAAUUGGCGGUGUGCAAUAAACACAGACCACAGACUGGCAAGUAGACAAAGUAACCAUUGUUGUAGAAUGCUCUAACAUAUUCCCUAUCCCUAAACUAGACUUUUAAAUGACUAAUAGUGACCAAAAUAACUUUUCUUCAAACGACAUCCAUACAUUGUCAAGAGAUAAGGUUAUAAGAACAAAUAAAAUGAUCACCAAAGGGAAAAUGCUUUGAUCUUUUAUCAAAUUCUCUCAACUCAUUCUUCAAGGAAAUGUAUAGAGAUCAGUUUGGAGAAUUUGUAUGUUGAUAUUGGGGCUUAAAGGGUCAAAGCAUUCCACAACAAGGUUUUCCUCGUUUACCUGACAGUCUUCUUUUGUCGCACACCGGGAAAUUGGCCAUUGUAGAGAGGUGGCUGUUGGUAGAGGUUUGACUUAAAGUUUUAUCUAUUAAUGCCACAGUUAAUUUGAUUUGAUUGUAGUUACUUUACUCAUCAUCAGUUUGAAAAGAUUUCACAAGAUGUGCUUUUUAUCAGUCCUGAUGUCACACAGUUCUUGAAGCUUGCUGAAGGUAGUAACAAUCUUACUACUAUAGAAAUAGUAACAAUGAUAAAUUUCAAGCAAAUGAUAACAGCUACAUGUCAUUAAUGUAUAUGUUGUAGUUAAUUUUUUAUCCCAGGUAAUUUUUAAUUUUCCAUUGUUUUGGGGUAUGGUAAUAUAUGUCAAUAAAUUUGAAACAAAGGAAAAUAAAAUUUGAACCAAGGAUUAAAUUGAACCACAACAAAUCAAGUGGAAUCCUUUUCUUAGGCCUGUUCCCGGUAAAACUUUAUGAUUUCAUCCACAGACUCAAAAGUCAGAACCACCUUGCACAGCAUGAUAAACAGUACCACAGGAAAGUACUGCUCAGCAGCCCUCAUUUGAAUAGUCACACUGUAGGAUUUAUUUCUAGAUUCAAAUUUAGAAGUAUAUUGUAUAGCUCAGUAUCAUUUAUUUGACUCAAGUCUAUUAAAAAAAAUAGGAUCACUUCCAACAGCUUUACAAACAGUACCACAGGAAAGUACUGUUCAGUAGCUUUGACUUUAUGGCCACAGACUAGGAUUUCAUCCCACAGACCAAAAUGUUGGAACAACAUUUUUUCUUCAUAGGCCCAGCGCACCAAAAAAUCUUGAAUUCCAGCAAGCAGCCCUCUCAUUUUGCUUGUUGGGGUCAGCCUACUUGCUAGUCUCAGGUAUUGAUUUAAUUGGAAGAUGACUUGUCUCGACUGGAGCUUUUAGAGUUUUACAUGUACUUGCCAACCAAGAGAAACAUCUUAUCUUGGAUGACCAGAUGGGACUUUUUCAAGUCCUGAGGUCUCUUGGAAAUGAAUUGGAUGAAAACUGUAAUUUUUAUUAUUCAUUAAUUUUAUUUCCUUAGGUGUUGAUAUUGGAGAUUUCAUUGAGCCCUUAAAUAUUCCAAGUCAUAAGCUUGUGUUCUUUGCUGUGAAUGAUAAUGAAUCAACAAAUUCUGUUGGAGGAUCUCACUGGUAUACUGUCUUUAUACUUAUCUUUGACUUUCUUUAUUUACAAGAGCGAGCGAUUUGGGGUUAAUUUUGUGACAAAUAGUUGUGGUUAAUCCUGGGACUCAUCUUUAGAAAAAUCAUGAGUCGCUGUCCAGAACCAUUGAGUCUCAGUUUAAACGACAAGUCCUUGGGUUUUUAUGUAACCACAUAGUUAACUAAAUCUAAAGACAGUCUCCAAAAUUCUGUUUUACAGUUUACUGACAGAAAUAAAAAUAUGCUCCUUCUUUUGUCAAGCACAACAAAGACUCAAAGAAAUAUGAGUCAACGUGCAAAGAAAGUCGUGUACAAUAGCACGGGGCUAGUAGAUUUUGCUAUUGUGGUAGUGAUUUUUGUUCUUAACUUGCCCAACGGUUCUUAACUUGCCCAACCUCUUGCUCUUUUGACAUUCUCAUAGCCUGCAUAGCAAGCGUUUCUGUUUUGUCUUUGAGCAAAGAAUGAGGAAUGAGAGUCAACUGCUGCGCAAAAAAUGGCGCAAGUAAAAGAACGGGGAGGGGGUGGGGAGGAAAGGAAGGAAACGCUUGCAGACAAACCCCUGGAUUUUGAAAACUGCCCACUUGGCCUGUCAUGCCUGAGUUUGUGCACUGACAUUCGAUGCUGUCAUCAGCUGUCAUAAUUCACUGACCAAUAAAAUGUUUGGCCUUCCUUGGAGCGGAAAUGAACUUUAGAGGACGCAUGUGUGAAACCAAAAUAAUUAAUGUUAUUUUUUGUAUUUUGGACUGCGUGGACGGCGCUAAUGGUGAAAUCUCAAUGAAUCCAAACGAUCAAUGCAGGCUUUGCUCGUUUGUUCUUUUAAUCCGUCUAAAAGGAACGACCACAAGGGUGAAGUUUUGAAGUUUUUGCUCAAAACGGAAAGUUGGAUUUGAAGGGUGAAAUGUGACAAGCAUUCAAGUGAAGUAUUUUCGAUCCGCGACGCAUAUUUAUACAAGUUCAAAGCUCAGCUAGACAGAAUGUCUUACAGUUCUCGCCACGGCACAGAAAACUAGAGUAGCCCUUGUAAAAGGAUCUAAGAACAAAGCUAACCCGGCAACUGAUCAGAAAGUGGCAAUAAAAGAGGGCCACUUUUGCUCAAAAGAGGUCAAAGAAAAUGCUCUUGCAAUCGAGGGCAAAUCUUGUGUCACUUACCAUACAUGACCUCUCAGUAUGAAAAAAAUCUUUGAUUGACACAUGUCAAUAUUGUUGGACUAGCCGAGCCAAUCAGGCACUGCAUUCACUGGCGAAUGCAGACUUUCAAAAUGGAGGGCUUUGUCUGCAAGCGUGUCCUUCCUUCCCCUCCCCUCCCACCUCUUUCAUUUUUUAGCUCUCGUUUCAUUUCUCACGUGGUCAAAACCAAAACUCCCCUUCCUCUCUCUUCUUUGCUCUGAAACUAAACGUCAUUGCCAUUGCUGUUUUUAUAGCUUAAGUUCCAUAGAACUGUGAUUACAACUUGAUUACUUAUGUCAAAUUUUCUACAUUUAUUUCAGGAGUUUGAUUUUGUAUAAAAGACAAACAAAUAGUUUUCAUCAUUAUGACUCCUCCACUCCGUUUAACAUGUCAGCUGCCAGAUCCCUUGCCAAAAAUGUGGAGCCCUUCUUACUUGGUAAGCUAGGAAAAAGACCAGAUUUGUUUAGUGUUAUAAAAAAAUGAGUUUUUGAUACAUGUAUUUUGUGUAGGAGGAAUUGGGGAGGGGGGUUGGAAAAUGGGAAAACCACCUAGAAGAAUUUUAAAAAAAAGUUAAAAUGGCAUCAAAAUGACCCAAAUAUCAUUGUUAAAUAACCUCAAACCCAAAAUCUUGUUAAAGCACAACACAGCUGGUUGAAAUAAGAUUUCCUCCAAAACCACACCAAAAAUAAUGCAAUGUGGUGGCAUAAUUUUAAUAAUAAUUGAUGUAGUUAAUUUUCAUUUGCACCUAUAGGGUUAAAAAGAAAUGUGAAUUUUCAGCUUGACCAUCUUGUCCUUUGGGCAAGCAGCUCUCUCAUUUUGCUUGCCCAUUGUGCCACUUCGUGCUCCUCUUAGUUAAUGAUGAUUUAGUUAGAACAAGAUGAUUGGCUUAGACCCUUGCCCAGGGAAUUUUAAAAGUUAAUUUGUCCAGCAAGAAAAUCCUACCUGUCCUGGACAACUAUAUGGGACUCUUUUUGAGCCCUGACGCUAAUGUCAAAUGCACGAAACAUAUGAAUAGCUGCAAAAGAGCCUUAGUUACUUUUGCACUGGUCAUACGUGGAACUUUUGUGUAAGUCGUGAGAAAGGUCUGAAGCCGCACAUAUGCCAACUCUCCCAGAUUAUCUGGGAGUUUCCUGGAUAUGGCACCGAUCUCCUGCUCUCCCAUACUGGUCACCCAAUCUCCUAGAUUAAAUCAUCUUUUGAACUUUUCUGUGCUUUAGUUUGAGAUUUAGCCCAUUUUCCCCUCAAAAUUUUUGUUUUUCAUCUAUAGUACGUUUUCUCGGGCAUUUUUGCACAUAUUUAAUCUAGUCUCUAAUAAAGACUUUUCCACAUUAAAACAAUGAUUGUGAAUUUUGAUAGUAUGUAAUUCAUGUAAGACUUCAUAUAAUGUCCUAAGCCAUUCCCAUUCAGGCUGGGUCAAUUGGUUGGGGAAGCGGGAGGGUAGUUGGGUUGACAUUCGGGGGUGGGGGGUAGAUUUUAGAUCUCCAGAGGUUGGCAUCUUUGUGAGCGAGAGUCUAGCCUGAGUAUCAGGUGUUUCUGGGGAAAAGGGGAAAAAUGGAAGCGAAAAUCUAAAAUCUCCUCUCCCCUAACCCCGUAGGAAGGCCUGAUACUCAGGCUAGCGAGAGUCACAAGUCUGCAUGUAGCUUAAGAUUUUUCCAUUUACGUAGCAUCGAUAUAGGAAUAGCUUGUAUCACUGAUCAGUUUAAAUCCCCUAUUACAGUCAAGGACACUCCAUCAUUCAUUGAAGACAAGUGCCCCCAACAGCAAAAUGGUGAGUUACUUUUAAUUAAUAUGCUUAAUUUUACUACUAUAAUUUAAUUUUGUGUGUUGAUUUAUUUUGAUUUUAAUAAAAAAUGUAAGAAGCACAGUAAUAUAAACGGACAAAGUUUACUAUUAAAAUGGACAGGUAGGAUCCACAGUACAUGUAGUUUCAGUGAACUUUUGGUCUUGAGACACAAGAUCCACAAAGUGAAAUGAAAGCAAAAAUUCACUUUAGUUUAUUUAUUUGCUGAUUCAACAGGUUAUGAUUGUGGUGUUUAUGUCAUCACUAUUACAGAGGAACUUUGCCAAAACUUUCUUGGUAAAAGAGACAAAGCUCUCACUGACACCAUGACUGCAAAGGAUAUCACACAAAAAAGAGAAUUAUUAAAGAAACUUAUACUUAAUCUUGGCCAGGAAAAGACUUAAAGCUAAAAGUCUUGUAAACAAAGUCAGUUAGAAAAAGUACAACAAACCUUCCGAAUUUGCAAUCUGCUCAAAAGAUGGCAAACAUCUUAUCCUUAAGUUAAAUUAAAUCUCCCUUUAAGUAAAUUCGCCUUCUCUGACAAUUCAGCUUUCUUCCUACAGAAGCUUUUGCUUAUUUGAACAAUGUAUACAAAAUGGUCGCAUUAGCCAUGUACAAUAACCCAAUGAGUGACCAACAUCAAUUUUCUCCUAAGUAACAAUAUCGAGAAAAAAGGUUUACGAGAAUUAAUAAAAUGAUUAGUAGGAAAAUGCUUGAUCUUUCAACAAAUUCCAGCUAUCAGCUAAUUUUUCUAGGAAAUAUAUGGAC
This is a messenger RNA of Porites lobata, 7078 nucleotides long. NCBI's taxonomy places the organism in Eukaryota, Metazoa, Cnidaria, Anthozoa, Scleractinia, Poritidae. The record is from the annotation of a GenBank genome assembly.